This is a messenger RNA of Toxorhynchites rutilus septentrionalis, 2509 nucleotides long. RefSeq names its product CLIP domain-containing serine protease B9. NCBI's taxonomy places the organism in Eukaryota, Metazoa, Arthropoda, Insecta, Diptera, Culicidae. Gene Ontology annotation, biological process: proteolysis. The record is from RefSeq and is a predicted model, not a curated record. The transcript is spliced from 5 exons. Gene Ontology annotation, molecular function: serine-type endopeptidase activity. The coding region runs from base 466 to 2037 and encodes 523 amino acids.
UUACGAACUUUACCAUCGCAGAAAUUCUUCGUCUGUUCAUAAACACUUUAACUGCCACUGUUGCAGUUCCACCGAAAACAGUCGCGUACUGAUCGCGCAACGAGUCGCAGUAUUUCGAUCCGUUUUGAAAUUUUCGAAUUUAUAACCGAGUGAAAGAUCAGCUGGAGAGGCAACUGCCGCGCUUUUCGUCAAAACCGCGUUUUUGUGUUGUCGAUAUCGCAGAAGAAGUGGUCAGUUCUGGCAAACCGAGAAUUUUGUUUGCUUAACGCAACCCAAAAAGAAAACCAAAGGAAAAUCAAAUUAUGUGUUCGCAUAGUCAAUGCCAUUGACCGGCGCUAUAAAUUAUUAGUGCAAAAUUCGAAAACGGUGCGUGCGUUCAGUUUAUUGGUAGGAGUAUCAAGGCGAUAUUGGCUCCUCCGAAACCCGCACCCUCACUACGCAACCCGUAACUGAGUGCGGUCGAGAAUGGUGUUACGAGCGAUGCAGAUCCUUACCGUGGCUGCUGCAAUUGUAUGCUGCUGCUGGUACAGUGCCUCGGCAGAUUCACGAAGGUCACAGGCAGACUACGAUAGCGGCGAAACGGCCUUGCUCGAUCACUAUUUCGUACGUCAUUUCGACCACGAUGGAGCAGACUCGGAAACGGCAUCUUCCUACGCUCGCCAGUCUCCCCUCAAUUGCGAAUGUGUCGAGCUGAGAUAUUGUCCAAGGAUUCUAGAAAUGUUAAGAUCCCCCAAGUCCAGCUACAGCGGAUUCAAUGCAAAACUCAAGAAAUUAACCUGCGAGCGGGGGUCGGGUUGGGAGCCGACCAUCUGCUGCCCCUUGGAUGACAGUUGGCUUUCCGACGAUGUGGCAGGAUUCGAGGUCAAGGGAAGGGACAAUUUCUUCGGAGACAAUCUCAACUAUCUGAGUCGAAAUAAAUUUCGAUUUGUGAGCAACGGGAAUGCGCACAAAAAUAGUUUCUUCACAUCAUUUGAGGAUCCCAAAACAUUGAAGAACUGCCCUCCGGUGAUCUCCAGCGGAGAAAACUAUGGCCAGGGAAAUAGAGCUUAUGUGGCUCCAUCUGUUCGGCGGAGAACCACUACUGCUCGACCCUCGCAAGUAGGACUCAGUGACAUUCGCGCCAGUCCUGAGCCCGUCAGCAUAGGAGUAACGGAAGCACCAAUAGUCGCAACAAGUCAGAGACUUUUUGCCAGUUUUCAGCCACCAGUGCUGAACGAUGCACUGUGCGGUCUUUCUGUCAACACCAGGAUCAUCGGUGGUGAAUCAGAGAUUCCUGGGCAGUUCCCGUGGGUAGCACGGUUAGCCUACAGAAACAGAACGUCGGGCCGAGUAACAUAUCGAUGCGCGGGAUCACUCAUCACCAAUCGACAUGUGAUAACCGUUGCUCACUGCGUGACCAAUCUCAUUGAUGAACUGGAACUAGUUAGUGUCCGAGUGGGUGACCUUGAGUGUAAUUCUAUUACGGACAGUCGUUGUAGGUCCCGUUAUCAGGACUUUGGAAUCGAGCGGCUGUUUCCGCACAGAAAUUACGACACUCCCAAAUAUGCCAACGACAUUGCUAUCGUUAAACUGCAGCUAACUGCCGAGACGGGUAACAUCGUGAGCCCUCUGUGUCUUCCAAUGAACCAAUAUUCCAACUAUGCCAGAAAUCUGACGGGCAGUCUGGGAGUCAUCGCUGGAUGGGGUUCUACCAGUAAUCGAAGCAACACUCCAAGCCCCACGCUGCAAUGGCUCCGGUUGCCCAUCGUCGAUACGGCCCAAUGUGCCGACGCGUAUGCGCGCUACAGUGUCAACUCGCGCACCCCCAUCAUUGUGUCGGGCAAUCAGAUGUGUGUCCAGGGUCAGGAAAACAGGGAUGCCUGUCAGGGCGACUCGGGAGGCCCCCUUAUGAACGAGGCCAGCUCCGGUCAGGAUCGGUUUGUGCUGCUUGGUCUAGUCUCGUUUGGUCCACGAUCCUGUGGUGUGUCCAAUUUUCCCGGAGUGUACACACGAAUCUCGUCAUACAUUGAGUGGAUCUCGCAGCAAAUAGAACUCUGAUGAGUGUAUUUUCGAUUGUUGCCAAUGCAAAUGAGAGUUGCAUAAGUUUUUACGGGAAAGACGCCGGCACUUAAAACACGUCUUUGGACUAAAAAUGACGGCCACCAAAUAAUACAUGCAUUAGUAAAUGCUCAUGUAAUAGGAAAAAAAAACUUUCGGCACACAUUUUAAGACUUUUUAAAGUAUAAUAAAUUCACUCAUGAAGAUUGAUCACAAAUGAUCUAGAAUUAAGUAAUAUUAUUACAGCAGAAAAUAAUUCUAAGAACAUUGAAAACAAGAAAAAAGUUUAUGAGAGGUAAAACAAACCAUUUAUCAACUGACUCAGAUUCGACUUGUACAAAAAUGUGUUCAUUGUCAAUAUAUUCAACAAAACAACCCUACAAAAUUUGUUUGAUUGUUCGGAACAUUUUUUUUACAUAAAUAUAUAUUUUUUCAUUUUUGAUUUAUACAACAAUCAAGUUAAGUGAACAAC